CGGAACAUCAUAUGAAAAGUCACAUAGCCACGCCUUUAUUUCGACAAGACCCAGAUAUGUUACAUUAACUAUGGUUGAAGAGCGGAAAUCGACAGCUAUUUAAAGCGCCCAAGUCCCGGCCACCAUAUCGUCUUCAAAAACCAAUUCUCUACUUCGCACUAAAACACGGAAUCCACCAACAAGCAACGCUGAUACAAUCAUGGCUACCACCAACCUCCAAUUCCGCAUCGCAACCGCGGACGACGCCUCGAAAGUCCAACAAAUCGUGCAAUCAGCGUUCCAGACCAACGACAGCAGACCCGAUUGGACGGGCAAUGUCGAGCUAGCCUCAAAAUUCCGAAUCCCAGUAGAAGAAGUCCAGGCCAAGAUCGCCAACCCCGACAUCACCACUUUUGUCGCCUUGGACGCCGACAAAGACAACGCUCUUGUGGGCUGUAUCGACGUCUCCAAGCGCGGCACUGACUAUGCCCGGAUCUCCAUGCUCGCUGUAGACGACAGCUAUCAACGCGGCGGUGUGGGCCGUCAAGUGCUCGCCUACGCCGAGGACUAUUGUCGACGGACUUGGGGCACUGAGAAGUUCUCGCUAAACGCGCUGUCAACGCGCAAGGCGCUCAUUGAAUGGUAUAAUCGUCGCGGGUAUCGGAAGACGGGUACAUCGCCAUUCCCGUUUCGCGAGGCACUGGAGGGUAUAUCUGGGCUGCCUGAUGACCUGUGUUUUAUCGAGAUGGAGAAGGCCUGACAGGCCUUACGGCGAGAUAGAGAAGGCUAGUUUGUUUCAUCCUCCGAUGAGUGAACUAUCUUUUUUGACAUUGAACAUUUCAAUUGUACUGAGAGCACAUAGCAUCUGUCUAAUUGCAUAGAUAGAAAGAUUGAAUUCAAUACCACCUACAUG
This is a messenger RNA of Talaromyces proteolyticus, 892 nucleotides long. RefSeq names its product acyl-CoA N-acyltransferase. The record is from RefSeq and is a predicted model, not a curated record. Gene Ontology annotation, molecular function: acyltransferase activity, transferring groups other than amino-acyl groups. Lineage: Eukaryota; Fungi; Ascomycota; Eurotiomycetes; Eurotiales; Trichocomaceae. The coding region runs from base 200 to 739 and encodes 179 amino acids. The transcript has a single exon.